GACUGCACUGAUACGGGUCUCCCGCUCCUCAGGGAUAUGAAGUGAAGGGCUCUGACCCAGAAAGUGCCAGACUCUCUCAGCAACGCAAAAUGGGGUCUCGGGGGUGUGGAGGUUGCUUAAGUGGUCUGCUGGUUCCACUGGCUCUGUGGAGCAUCGUUGUUAAUCUUUUACUGUACUUCCCCAACGGGCAAGCCGCCUAUGCCUCCACUAGUCGUCUCAGCAACCACGUGUGGUACUUCGAAGGCAUCUGCUUCUCGGGUGUCGUGGUAAUCCAGGUCAAGUCCAUAUAUCUGACACUGGAAGACAUGAAAACAGGGAAGAUAUGCUGCAUAGAAGAACACCCAUCUGCAGAGUAUCUAACAGCACUGUUGAUGAUCUUUUCUGCCCUUGGGAUUGCUUCCUCUGGAUACUGCCUGGUCAUAUCUGCUUUGAGUCUUGUCCAGGGCCCGUACUGCCGCACCCGCAAUGGCUGGGAAUACGCCUUCGAAGCUUCUACCGGACGUUUUCUUACAGAUUCCAGCACAUGGAGUCGGUGCCUGGAACCUGCGCAUGUGGUUGAGUGGAACAUCAUUUUAUUUUCCAUUCUCAUAACCCUCAGUGGGCUUCAAGUGAUUGUUUGCCUCAUCAGAGGAGCCAUUCAACUCUCCAUGAUUCUCUGUGGAACCUACUCAGUCAUCGUCCAGCCUGGAAUCAUUUGAAUAAGAACAAGAAUGUUAAGCAGUGAUGUUGAAAAACCCAACAGACCCAUAACAAAACAAGAGCUAGACCUGGUUAUUGAGAAACUACCCACCAAGCAAAGUCCAGGACCAGGUGGUUUCACAGGGGCAUUCCACCACAUAUCCAAAGAGGACCUGCUACCAAUACCACAGCAACGCUUCCAGAACAUAGAAAAAGACAGCAGACUCCCACACACGUUCUGUGAAGCCAGCAUAGCACUGUUACCCAACCCAGGCACAGACCCCGCCAAGAUGACCAGAGAUGCUAAAAUCCUAACAGACAACGGAAUAGAGCAGCAUAUACAAGAAUAAUAAUAAUUCACCAUGACCAACUGGGAUUCGUUCCAGGUAUGCAGGGAUGGUUCCAUUUUCAAAAAACAAUCACACAAAGAAGGCAAGAAAUAAAACCCACGUGAUCCUAUCAAUCAAUUCAGAAAAGGCAUUUGACAGUAUUCUAUAUCCGUUUCUGUUCAAAACACUCAGGAAAAUAGGAUUAGAAGGAAAAUUCCUCAAGAUAAUAAAAGCCAUAUAUGCGAAACCAACAGCAAGCAUCAUGCUCAAUGGGGGAAAGCUACAAACACCCCAGUGGAAAAAGAGACCAAGCAAGGAUUCCCCCUCACCAUUCUGAUUCAGCAUCAUGCUGGAAGUUGUACCUAGCGUCAUCAGACAGCAAAGAACUCAAGGGACUACAAAUAGGCAAAGAAAAGAAGUGAAAUUGUCACUGUUUGCAGAUGAUAUGACCCUGUAGACAAAAAACCCAGAAGCCCCCACAAAGAGCCUGCUGGAAACAAGUGAGGAGUUCAGCAAGGUAGCACGAUACAAAGUUAAUAACCAUAAAUCAAUUGCAUCCCCAUAUGCCAGCAAAGGGAGCUACGAAAAAGACACUAAGAAAUCAAUACCAUUUGCAAUAACCAUGCUGAAGUUGAAAUACUUAGGAGUAGACUUAACAAAAGAAACAAAUGAACUAUGUAGAGAAAAUUACAGAACAUUACUACAAGACACUAAAAAGGACCUAUAUAAAUGGAAGAAUAUCCUAUGCUCAUGAACAGGCAGACUUAAUAAUGUGAAAAAUGACAAUACUACCUAAAACAAUCUACAGAUACAAUGCAAUACCGAUUCAAAUCCCAAAUAAAUCCUUUAGAGAAAUGGAAAAACGAAUUACCAAUGUCAUAUGGGAAAUCAAAAGACCCAGGAUAAGCAAAGAAGACCCGAGCAGAAGGCCUAGCACUCCCUGACCUAGAAACCCAUGGCAGAGCCGUGGCAGUCCAACAGCCUGGUCCUGGCACAAUGGAAGACACAUGGAUCCGAACAGAAACCCAAGCGUCAAAGCAUCAGCCUACAGCCACCUAAUCUUUGAAAAAACCCAAGAAAUAUCUAUCGAGAGAAAGACAACCUCCUCAACAAAUGGUGCUGGACAAACAGGAUUUCCAGUUCUUACCAACGACUCAUUGGACAAAGGGCUGAUUAUCAAAAUAUACAGAACGCUACAACAGCUCAAUAAGAAAAUGACAAGACACCCAAUUAAGAGAUGGGAAAAGGAUAUGAACAGAUAACUCACUAAAAAAAAAAAGUGCAAAUGGCUAACGCACAUAUGAAAAAAUGCUCACAAUCACUAG
Molecule: messenger RNA, 2332 nt
Organism: Echinops telfairi (small Madagascar hedgehog)
Lineage: Eukaryota; Metazoa; Chordata; Mammalia; Afrosoricida; Tenrecidae
Gene: TM4SF18
Product: transmembrane 4 L six family member 18
Exons: 8
Coding region: 90-698 (202 amino acids)
Cellular component (GO): membrane
Source: RefSeq, a predicted model, not a curated record